This is a messenger RNA of Eufriesea mexicana, 525 nucleotides long. RefSeq lists its product as uncharacterized. The transcript is spliced from 5 exons. NCBI's taxonomy places the organism in Eukaryota, Metazoa, Arthropoda, Insecta, Hymenoptera, Apidae. The coding region runs from base 1 to 525 and encodes 174 amino acids. The record is from RefSeq and is a predicted model, not a curated record.
AUGGCACGACGUCGCAAACGCUCCGUUCUUACCACUCUGAAAACGUUGAUCACGAACAAAAAUUCGCGUAUUGGACAGCUAGCGUGCACCCUGUGCGACCAUUACAUCAUGGGAAAUUCGAUCUACGUGAUCAUACUCGGCCUCAUUGGGACCGUGAUUACAGCGUUCGAUAUCAUCCGAAUAAUUAAUUGCAAGAUACCGGUAAGGUCAUCAUCGCAAACCAGGAAUAAAGAAACUGUUCCCUUGGAUGUGGAAAGGGAUCUAAAGUUAAUGACUUCGAUUCUGGGAAUAGAACACUACACUUUAAUCAUGCUGGGCGCAAUUACAGAAUACCCAAUGUUGCAUACACCCUGGCUAUUAAUGCAAUUAUGCGUGAUUAUCGUGGAGAUGAUCGUAUUCAGCGUGAAGGUGUUUUUGGACGGGCUUCACAUAAAACGGGACGAAAUUUUACUAGCCGUCCUGACCGUACAUAAUUGGCUUCAAGUGUUCUGUUUGUUUCACAGACAAGUUCGAAAAUCUCACUGA